AUGAGCGACUACGCCCUGGUGCGCUCGCGCUCCGUGGUGCUGCCCCGCAGCACCUCCACCGUGCUGGUCAGCAGCGACUUCCACACCCCAUCGAUCCGUCGCACCACUUCCGUCCCUGACCUCACCGCCUACUACCGCUACUCUGACAGGUACAGGCCCCAAUGGCACACCGUCCGCUCGUACCGCACCUACCCGUCGCGCUACUCCCGCGACUACAACCUGUACGACAACUACUGGCUGAGCCGCACCGACUACUACCCGUACAGCUCGACCUACUGGCCCAGCCGUCGCUACUUCUACUCAAACUAUCUAUACCCGCUGACCACAGACCUGUACCGUAACAAACUCGACUAUUACAACCCGUACAGCUCGUGGUACCGGUCGGCCUCCCUCGACUGGAGCGCGCGACACUCGUGGUACCCGUACUCUAGCUAUUGGAACCGCUACAAGUCGUACGACUAUGACUACCCGUCGUACUACUCGCGCUACUCGGACCCGUACGUCCGCUCCUCCCUCCGAUCCACCUGGACCCCGUACAGCUCGUACGUGCUCGACACAGCCGAGGCGUCGCUGAAACGCGGCUUGGCCAUGUACAGAGAAGGCCAGAUGAACUACCCCACGCUCUAUAACUACUUUUUGACGCCGAAUUAUUGGGACAAGCGACACAAGGACUGGAGCGCACUCUACGUCAAUGACGCACCGUACUUCCGCCAGGCCUGCGUCAGCGAUCACGCCAGGCGAUACGUGGCCCAAUGGGUGAAA
Mesorhabditis spiculigera is the source of this 762-nucleotide messenger RNA. The record is from the annotation of a GenBank genome assembly. Lineage: Eukaryota; Metazoa; Nematoda; Chromadorea; Rhabditida; Rhabditidae.